AUGGAACCCAAAGUCGAGCUCACACGUAUGCCUCAACAGACUGCAGUGAGAUGUGCAGACGAUGAUUGGACUGGAACAGUUGAUUCAGCAACGAGAAGGAAGUUACAAAACCGUUUGAACCAGAGGAUAUACCGCCAAAGACAUCGAGCCGCAUCGAAAUAUCUUGCGGAUUCCGCUAACCAAUCCAUGAAUGGAACCCCCCAAGGACGUUCAGUCAUCACAAAUUCCAUCAAUACAUGUGCUACAGAGCCAUUAUCGAUAACAAACCCUAACCAGAAUCAUCUCAGUCAUUUCACAUUACCCAACAUCACCGCAUACAGUUCAUCAGCAGGUUUAAACGUAAAACGAUGGACGACAGGUCGUAUCUCGGGACGACAAGGCUUUGCUCAACUCCGCUUUACGAUGGCCGAAUUUGAAGAAGAAGCUCGUAAAAAUUAUUACAUGGGCUCUCCGCGAUCAGAUCAACUUCUCACCCUUAUUCAAUUCAAUGUUCUCCGAGCAUUGAUGCAAAACACACAAACAAUGGGUUGGAAUCUGGACUGGCUGGACUGCACGGUUGACCCUCUAUCACCAUGGCUUAAUCUUUCCUCACAACCUAUCCCAGGAGCUCAUUGUCCUCAAGCAUUAUGUCCAACACCGACUCAGCGCACAAUUCCGCAUCAUCCAUGGAUAGAUCUUUGGCCAAUCCCACAAAUGCGUGAUACUUUAUUGCUGCAUGAUGGAAAUUAUGACGAAGACAAAUUGUGCAAUGAUCUGCUCGAGUUUGGAGGCCUCAUGAACGAACAAACGGGCCUUAUUGUUUGGGGUGAACCGUGGGACAUAUGGGGAUGGGAGGUCAGCGAGACAUUCUUGAGGAAUUGGGGAUGGACAGUCAAAGGGUGUGAGGAUUUAUUGGCUUCAACAAAUGCUUGGAGGGCGAAAAGAGGAGAGGAAGCUAUUGUUUUCGAGGUCUGA
Sclerotinia sclerotiorum 1980 UF-70 is the source of this 954-nucleotide messenger RNA. RefSeq lists its product as hypothetical. Bases 1 to 954 code for a protein of 317 amino acids. NCBI's taxonomy places the organism in Eukaryota, Fungi, Ascomycota, Leotiomycetes, Helotiales, Sclerotiniaceae. The transcript is spliced from 2 exons. The record is from RefSeq and is a predicted model, not a curated record.